Messenger RNA from Cynocephalus volans (Philippine flying lemur), 3630 nucleotides. It is a transcript of the gene PPFIBP2, whose product is annotated as PPFIA binding protein 2. Gene Ontology annotation, molecular function: protein binding. Lineage: Eukaryota; Metazoa; Chordata; Mammalia; Dermoptera; Cynocephalidae. Gene Ontology annotation, cellular component: presynaptic active zone. The transcript has 28 exons. The record is from RefSeq and is a predicted model, not a curated record. Gene Ontology annotation, biological process: neuromuscular junction development. The coding region runs from base 269 to 3235 and encodes 988 amino acids.
UUACGGACGGCGGAGCGGGCGCUCCGGGACCAGCCUCCGGCGGGUCUCCGCCCCCGUCACGUGGGCGCCGGCCCUGGCCCCUGCCGGUCGGUCCGCUGGUCGGUCCGGCAGUUGGUCGGGGGACUGGUGACUCGUAGCUCGGUCCUCACCUCUCGUGUUCGAGGGUGGGAGGGACACGGGAGCGGUCCGCACACCUGAGCCGCCCGGAGAGGAGCCGCGCCCCCGCAUCCAGUAAGAGGAGGAGGAGACUAAGCAGGCAAAAGGAGUCAUGGCUUCUGAUGCUAGCCAUAUGCUGGAAGCUGCCCUGGAGCAAAUGGAUGGCAUCAUUGCAGGAGCUAAAACAGGUGCAGAUAUAAGUGAUGGUACCUGUGAACCUGGACUGUCUUCCCCGGCCUCCUAUGUGAACCCCUUCCCAGUACUCCAUCUCAUCGAGGACUUGAGGCUGGCCCUGGAGAUGCUGGAACUUCCUCAGGAGAGAGCAGCCCUCCUGAGCCAGAUCCCAGGCCCAACAGCUGCCUACAUAAAGGAGUGGUUUGAGGACAGCAUGUCCCAGGUAAAUCACCACAGUGCUGCUAGUAAUGAAACCUACCAGGAACGCUUGGCACGUCUAGAAGGAGAUAAAGAGUCCCUCAUAUUACAGGUGAGUGUCCUCACAGACCAAGUGGAAGCCCAAGGAGAGAAGAUUCGGGACCUGGAAGUAUGUCUGGAAGGACACCAGGUGAAGCUCAAUGCUGCUGAAGAGAUGCUUCAACAGGAGCUGUUAAGCCGCACAUCUCUUGAGACCCAGAAGCUUGAUCUGAUGUCUGAAGUAUCUGAGCUGAAGCUCAAGCUGGUUGGUAUGGAGAAGGAGCAGAGAGAACAGGAGGAGAAGCAGAGAAAAGCAGAGUCAGUUCUGAAUGUGAUCAGUGAGCUUCAGGAACAGAUGUGUAGACUGCAGCUGGACAUCCACAGGCAGAUUCAAGAGCGCCUGUCACUCAGUAGGGACCACCCUGCAGAGGUGGUGGCUGGUGGUGAUGCGGCUGAGCCCCAGCCCUGCAGCCAGGACUGUGCCUAUUGGGAGGGGUCACCUGAGUUACUACAAGAGCUGAAGCACCUCAAAAUUAAAGUGGAAGAGUUAGAAAAUGAACGGAAUCAGUAUGAAUGGAAGCUGAAGGCCACUAAGGCUGAGGUAGCCCAGCUGCAAGAGCAGGUAGCCCUGAAAGAUGCAGAAAUUGAGCGUCUACAUAGCCAGCUCUCCCGGACCACAGCCCUCCACAGUGACCAUGCAGAGAGAGACCAAGAAAUUCAGCGUCUGAAAAUGGGGAUGGAAACUUUGCUUGUUGCCAAUGAAGAUAAGGACCGUCGGAUUGAGGAGCUUAUGGGACUAUUAAACCAGUAUCGAAGGGUAAAGGAGAUCGUGAUGGCAACUCAAGGGCCUUCAGAGAGAUCUCUCUCAAUCAAUACAGAAGAACUGGAGGGAAGUUUCAGAAAGUGGAACACUGCAAAUAAAAGCCCCGAAGAAUUAUUUAAACAGGAGAUGCCUCCAAGAUGUAGCUCUCCCACUGUGGGGCCACCUCCUCCACUGCCACAGAAAUCUCUGGAAACCAGGGCUCAGAAAAAACUCUCCUGUAGUCUAGAAGACUUGAGAAGUGAAUCUGUGGAUAAGUGUGUCGAUGGGAACCAGCUCUUCCCAGUGGUAGAACCCAAGGACAGCCCUCUCCUGGCAGAGCACAAAUACCCGACUCUACCUGGGAAGCUUUCAGGAGCCACGCCCAAUGGAGAAGCGGCCAGAUCAACUCCCACCGCCUCCCAGCCUGACCCCACAGGGAGCAGCCUGCUGAUGCUGAAUCGUGGCCGGAGUGUCAGUGCCCCCGUAUUAGGAGACACAGAAAGUGGCUGGGACGACACUGCCAUGGUCAAUGACCUCUCAUCCACGUCUUCGGGCACUGAGUCCAGUCCUCAGUCUCCUCUGACGCCAGAUGGUAAACGGAGCCCCAAAGGAAUCAAGAAAUUCUGGGGCAAAAUCCGAAGAACUCAGUCAGGAAAUUUCAACACUGACGCACCAGGCAUGGCAGAGUUUCGACGAGGUGGGCUCCGGGCUACCGCCGGGCCAAGACUUUCUAGGACGAGAGACUCCAAGGGACAGAAAAGUGACACCAAUGCCCCUUUUGCCCAGUGGAGCACAGAGCGUGUGUGUGCGUGGCUGGAGGACUUUGGCCUGGCUCAGUACGUGAUCUUUGCCAGGCAGUGGGUGUCUUCUGGCCACACGUUACUGACAGCUACCCCUCAGGACAUGGAGAAGGAGCUAGGAAUUAAGCAUCCUCUUCACAGGAAGAAGCUGGUUUUAGCAGUGAAAGCCAUCAACACCAAGCAGGAGGAGAAGUCUGCUCUGUUAGACCACAUCUGGGUGACACGGUGGCUGGAUGAUAUUGGCUUGCCCCAAUACAAAGACCAAUUUCAUGAAUCCAGAGUUGAUGGACGAAUGCUGCAAUACCUGACUGUGAAUGAUCUACUCUUCUUAAAAGUCACCAGCCAACUACAUCAUCUCAGUAUCAAAUGCGCCAUUCAUGUGCUGCAUGUCAACAAGUUCAACCCCCACUGCCUGCAUCGGCGGCCAGCUGAUGAGAGUAACCUUUCUCCUUCAGAAGUUGUGCAGUGGUCCAACCACAGGGUGAUGGAGUGGUUGCGAUCUGUGGACCUGGCAGAGUACGCACCCAACCUUCGAGGGAGUGGCGUCCAUGGAGGUCUCAUUAUCCUGGAGCCACGCUUCACUGGGGACACCCUGGCUAUGCUUCUCAAUAUCCCACCACAAAAGACGCUCCUCAGACGCCACCUGACCACCAAAUUCAAUGCCCUGAUUGGUCCUGAGGCUGAACAGGAAAAGCGAGAGAAAAUGGCCUCACCGGCUUACACACCACUGACCACAACAGCCAAAGUCCGGCCAAGAAAACUAGGAUUUUCACAUUUUGGAAACAUAAGAAAAAAGAAGUUUGAUGAAUCGACAGACUACAUUUGCCCAAUGGAGCCCAGUGAUGGUGUUGAUGACAGUCAGAGGGUCUACAGUGGCUACCGGGGCCUCAGCCCCCUUGGUGCCCCUGAACUGGAUGGGCUGGACCAGAUGGCACCUUCGGAAGGCACUGUGACGCAGAUAGGACUCCUCUCCCAAGACAUCCACCGCCUUACGACUAUGCUGAGCCAGGACAAGCUGCUGAAUGACUCUCGCCUGGCUGCUCCUGACUCUGAUGACUGGAGAUGACUCUUCAUGGCUGAGAACACUAGAGGCACGUGCAGGGGCCCUCAGUCUUUGCUUCAGCAGAGAGCUAGUGCACAGCCAUCUGCAGAGCCUGAUCGGGGCUGGUGGGACAACUUGACAUGGGUGCUUGUAGGAACAAGGAAAGCAGAGCUGUGGGACACAUGUCCAGGAGGUGGCCCCAGCAUCCCUGUGUGAUUUCAACUGUGCUGCACUCUUUACAGCAGCUUUUAUACCUUUUGUACUUUUAUACACAGACUGCAGACCACUUUUGUCAGGAGGGCAGUGAGAUCAGCACAGAGACUCAGUGGCUCAUGCUGUUCCUGGUGACAGCCAGGAGGCUCUUACACCAAAGGGGAAGAGCUGUUAGUUCAUAAAACCUCUGCUGAAAAAAAAAUUUC